Oncorhynchus masou masou (cherry salmon) is the source of this 7297-nucleotide messenger RNA. Its product is annotated as F-actin-monooxygenase mical2b-like. The transcript has 35 exons. Bases 359 to 5146 code for a protein of 1595 amino acids. Gene Ontology annotation, molecular function: FAD binding; protein binding. The record is from RefSeq and is a predicted model, not a curated record. NCBI's taxonomy places the organism in Eukaryota, Metazoa, Chordata, Actinopteri, Salmoniformes, Salmonidae.
AGACUUUGUCAGGCUUUAUCCGGCUCCGGUUUGUCGGCUACAACUUCAUAACAUUUUCAGUAGUCAACUGACUGAGAUAGAAGUUGGAUACCUUGAAGUUUAUUGCUCGGUGGAAACGUUGUUUAUUCUGGAUAAAACAAGGCGUUUUGAAUAGGACAGCUGUCAUUUUGAAGUUCGUUUCAAUUGACACACAGAUGUCAGUGAAUGACAGUCUGUUUCUCAUUUGAGCGUGAGUGUACGACUGACCGACUUUUCAGAACCCGCUGAGAUGGCAGUCUGAUCAUAGUCUAACUCAGCCUGAGAGCGGCUGUAGACAGAGCGAGGGAGUGACUGACAGAUCAAGUCUCCAAAACAGAAGAUGGGUGAAAAGGAGGAUGAGAGGAGUGCCCAGGCAGGGCAACUCUUUGAGAACUUUGUCCAGGCGUCCACAUGUAAGGGCACUCUGCAGGCCUUUAGUAUCCUAUGCAGGCAGAUGGAUCUGGACCCGCUAGACUACAGGAACUUCUACAGCAACCUCAAAGCCACGGUCACCAAUUGGAAGGCCAAGGCCCUCUGGACCAAACUGGACAAGCGAGCCAGCCACAAGGAGUACAAGAAAGCCAAAGCCUGUGAGGGCACCAGGUCUUUGAUCAUUGGAGGAGGGCCCUGUGGCCUGCGCACAGCCAUCGAGCUGGCUCUGCUGGGGGCCAAGGUGGUGGUGAUUGAGAAGAGGGACACCUUCUCCAGAAACAACGUGCUCCACCUGUGGCCCUACACCAUCCACGACCUCAGGGGCCUCGGGGCCAAGAAGUUCUAUGGCAAAUUUUGUGCCGGAGCCAUAGACCACAUCAGUAUUCGCCAGCUCCAGCUCAUGCUGCUGAAGGUCUCCCUCAUCAUGGGAGUGGAGGUCCAUGUUAAUGUGGAGUUUGUUAAACUGCUGGAACCACUGGACAACCAGGAGAAUGAAGGGCUUGGAUGGAGAGCUGAGAUUAGACCAUCAAACCACCCCCUCACUGACUAUGAAUUUGACGUGGUGAUCGGUGCGGAUGGACGCAGAAACACGCUAGAUGGUUUCAAGAGAAAGGAGUUCCGGGGUAAGCUGGCCAUCGCCAUCACAGCCAACUUUGUCAACAGGAACACCACCGCCGAGGCCAAGGUAGAGGAGAUUAGCGGAGUGGCCUUCAUCUUCAACCAGAAGUUCUUCCUGGAGCUCAAAGAGGAGACAGGGAUUGACCUGGAGAACAUUGUGUACUACAGAGACAACACACACUACUUUGUGAUGACUGCAAAGAAGCAGAGUCUGCUGGACAAGGGGGUCAUCAUCCAUGAUUACAUUGAAACAGAGAAGCUGCUGGGCCAAGACAACGUGAACCAGGAGGCUCUUCUCUCCUACGCCCGCGAGGCGGCCGACUUUGGCACCAACUACCAGCUGCCCUCUCUGGACUACGCCAUCAACCACUGCAACCAGCCCGAUGUUGCCAUGUUCGACUUCACCUGCAUGUGCGCCUCAGAGAAUGCGGCGCUGUUCAGGGAGAAGUGCGGACAUCAGCUACUGGUGGCUCUGGUGGGGGACAGUCUAUUGGAGCCCUUCUGGCCCACGGGGACAGGCUGUGCUAGAGGGUUCCUGGCUGCCUUUGACACGGUGUGGAUGGUGAGGGGCUGGGCGCAGGGCAAGACUCAUCUGGAGAUCCUGGCAGAAAGGGAAGGCCUCUACAGGCUAUUACCCCAAACAACGACAGAGAACAUCUCAAAGAACUUUGAUCAGUACACCAUAGACCCGGUAACACGGUACCCCAACCUCAACUCCAGCUGUGUCAAGCCACAUCAGGUGCGUCACCUGUUCAUAGACGGGAAGCAGGACUCCUGUCCUCUGGAGCGGGGUGGACCCACACGUAGUUCUGUCAAUCUCUCUAGACGAGAGUCGGACAUCCGGCCCAGCCGCCUCCUCACCUGGUGUCAGAAGCAGACACAGGGGUACAGGGGUGUGGACGUCACCAACCUCACCUCUUCCUGGAAGAGUGGCCUAGCACUCUGUGCUCUUAUACACCGCCUCCGGCCAGACCUCAUUGACUUUGACUCCCUGAAUGAGAAGGACUCGGCCAAGAACAACCAGCUGGCCUUUGACAUAGCCGAGCAUGAGUUUGGUGUCCAGCCUGUGACCACGGGGAACGAGAUGGCUCUGGACCAGGACCCAGACAAGCUUAUGAUGGUGCUGUACAUCUCCAAGCUUUACGAGAUGUUCCGCAACUCGCCUGCAUCCAUCACUGGUACAAGGGAAACAGAUGAGAACAAUGAAGCGACUUCAUCGGCGUCUGCACACUCUGUUUACAACUUAAUGAACCGAACACAGCCCAAAAAAAGGAUCCCAAAGGAUAACGGGAAGCUGGAGGCGAACGACCCGAUGAACAAAAGACGAAGAAAGGGCAGCACCUAUUUAGAGGAGUUGUCCUGUCAGAGUGCCCCCCCUGCAGGUGACGGUGGGGAGCAGAAUAAAGUGCGCUCAAUGGCCACACAGCUACUGGCCAAGUUUGAGGAGAAUGUAUCGCCUGGAAGUUCCCUGCGCAAUAAGACAGAUCGAUCUGCCUUUGUUCCUAAAAUCACUUCAAUACACCCUGUCCCUGAACCGUCUGCUCUGUCUUGCGUCUCUUCUCUUACCCCAACAUCUCCUGUGCAUCAUUACAAGUGCGAUGGAAGUGCUGCAUCAAGUAGACUCAUUCAAACGCCAAUCGAAUGUCCUGUGAGUUAUCAAGCUGAACCCUUCAAGCCUGACAUGUCUGCCGAACAGUGCAAUGGGAGUGCUGGAUCAAGUAUUCAAAAGCCAAUCAUUCGAUUUGAGAGUUACGAAGCUGGCCCUUUAAAGUCCACCGAACAGUGCAAUGGGAGUGCUGCACCAAGCGUAAUGAUAAAAAAAACAAUUGAUCAAUCUGAACGCUAUCCUGCUGAGCCCUCUAUGCCUGCCAAACAGAGGACAGUUGGGAAGGUCUCUUCUCACAUAGGCGCUAGGGCUGAAACUCUAGCCAUCCUUUAUGAAACUGACCACAGGCCAAAUGCCUUGCCGUGUAUCGUGCGGAAGGAGUUCCCUCAGAACCUGGGAGGCAGUGACACGUGUCACUUCUGCUCCAAGCGUGUGUACGUGAUGGAGCGACUCAGCGCUGAGGGCCACUUCUUCCACAGGGAGUGUUUCCGCUGUGACGUCUGCAGCUCCACACUACGCCUGGGAGGACACGCCUACGACUCCCAACACGGCAAGUUUUACUGCAAGCCUCAUUAUUCUCAGCGUCGGUCCAGCCUACAAAGUUCAAGCAAGUUCCUGAGGAGAACGGAGGACCAGGAACGUCUGACGUCUUCGCCGGACCGGAGUGACCCCUACUCGGCCACAGACAGCCUGCAGAGCCAGCCCUCAGGGCAUCACUACAGAUACACGGGCCUGUUGAAUGGACUGUACACCUGCAUGGUGCCUGAAGUGGCAGAGGAGGAGGCCGUGGACCUGGACAUGCCUGACUCCAACAGGACUGCCGACUCGGAGAAACAGGACAACUUGAAUACUUCUCUCCGACCACAAGAUUCUGCACAAGAGAAGAAAGAACCUUCCGGUUCCAAUUCAUCUCUCAUGUCUGGGAACAGCCGAUGGAAGAGGAAGAUCCGUGCUACUCUCCCUCUCAUCCUGGUGAGGCACUUCUCACAUGAAAACGCUACAGAAAAAGAGGAGCCCAUCAUUGAAGAGGCCAACUUUGAAUUCAACGUGAUUGAACCACCACAGGUCUCCCAUGAUGGUCCUAAACUACCUCCAGAUUCUCCAAAUCAGAAUCCAUCGAUGGGUAAAGAAGCGCCUCCUGUCACCAAAGUGCCACAGCUGGAGGAAGCAGUCGGCCCAAAGAAGAGGCUGACCCUGUCCCUGUCUGAGAAACAGAAGCUCCUGGACUGGAACCUGGUUACUCCAGAAGAGGCCGGAAGCCCUGGAGGAGGAGACCCAUCCAAACACUCCAAACCUGGGGACCAGAUCCUCCCAUUGCCUCAGGUAGAGGCAGAGCCAGUCCCAGCUCAGGCCCAGCCGGCACCGUCCAUGUUCCAGAUUUGGGCAAAUGCCUUCAGAAGGUCUUUUGGAGUACCAGGGACAACCACAGACUCCAACGCAGUUGUCACCAGGAGGAACAACAACGGGCCCACCAAGCCCAGGCCUCUGUCUGACGGUGCCUUCAGCUUUAGCUCCCUGUUUGGGGCUACUGCCCAAAGCCAGGAGGCCGAACCAGUGGAUUUGGGUCAGAAGAGCCAGCAGACCCCACACCCAUGCAAGGCCUCCAUGGGUGAUAGACCCGCAGACCUGCCCAUGCUACUGGACCAGGUGUCCCUAGGCAGCAACAAGUCCGUGGGAUCCUUCACCACAGACGAUAUGGCCUCACUGCCGCCCAGGAAGCUCAACUUCUUCUCCUACCUUAGGCUGAAAAAGAGAGAGGGGCCGGAUAGCGUGGGAGCGGGGAUUCUGGAGAAGGACAUCAGGACCAUCCUGUCCAACAUCAGGAACAAAGCCUCCAGCGAACAGCAGAAGGAUGAGUCCAACUCCUCAAGUGACGAUGAGCUUGUCCCAGCCAAACCUUUGUCCCAGCCGAAGACCCAUGGGAGCUCAGAGAGACAGAGGAGGAGGCAGGAGGAGACUGUGAUUCAACAGGACAAGAGAGAGCAGCUGAGGAGACUCCACAGAGCCCAGGUCAUACAGAGGCAGCUGGAGGAAGUGGGGGAGAAGCAGAAGGACCUGGAGGAGAGAGGGGUGACCAUUGAGAAGGUCCUUCGAGGCGAAUCCCCAGACAAAGGUGAUGGUCUCUCUGAUGAGCACGAGCUCCUUCAAAUGUGGUUCAAGCUGGUCCUGGAGAAGAACAGACUGGCACGCUAUGAGGAGGAGCUGGUCAUAUUUGCUCAGGAACUCGAGCUGGAGGACAGACAGAGUCAACUACAGAGGGAUCUACGAUGCAGGAUGUCCAUAGACGAUUCCAGGAAGAGCUCCAGUGAGCUGGCGGAGGAACAGGAGAUGCUGACGGAGAUCAUGAAGGUGGUGGAGAGGAGAGACACUCUGGUCAGCCUGCUGGAGGAGCAGCGGCUGCAGGAGAGGGCUGAGGACAGAGACCCGGAGAGCCUGGUACUGUCUAGAGGCUACCAGUUCCACUGGACCUGAAGAGAAUCAGCCCUCUGGGGCAGGGAAAAGGCUACAGCACCAUGCAGCUCCACAGGCAGAAGAGACAAGUGACUUCACUACUAGGGACUACCCUACUGGAUUUGGCCGCACGUGGCAUGAUGACCCUUUUGAAUAUGUAUAUCAAUUUGACUUGUCAAUUCCUACUUGAGGACCACACCUCUUAUGGACCUGAGGGUUGUACAUCAAAUGUUUGUUUAGGCUAGUCUCCCGAGACAGCCUUCAGAGAUUACUGUAUGCUUUACCAAGAAAACCUUAAUGUUAUGCAGCCUUAUAAAUAGAAUAAUAUAGAACACGUGUUCAGUUGCACUGGAAAGUACUUAUAAACACUACAGAAACCCAUAGAUUCAUCCUAUCAAAUGUGUUUUCCCUCGCAAAGAAAAAUAUUGCUUAUGUACAGUAGCAGUCAAAAGUUUGGACACCUACUCAUUCCAGGGGUUUUCUUUAUUUUGACUGUUUUCUACAUAAUAGUGAAGACAUAAACUAUAAAAUAACACAUAGAAUUUGAGAUUUGAGAUUGUUCAAAGUAUUCACCCUUUGCCUUGAUGACAGCUUUGCACAGUCUUGGCAUUCUCUCAACCAACUUCACCUGGAAUGCUUUUCCAACAGUCUUGAAGGAGUUCCCAGGUCGGGUGACUGUGGAGGCCAGGUAAUCUGAUGCAGUACUCCAUCACUCUGCUUCUUGGUCAAAUAGCCCUUACACAGCCUGGAGGUGUGUUGGGUCAUUGUCCUGUUGAAAAACAAAUGAUAGCCGCAAAGCUGUCGUCAAGGCAAAGGGUGGCUACUUUGAAGAAUCUCAAAUAUGAUUUUUAUUUUAUUUGUUUAACAUUUUUUUGGUUACUACAUGAUUCCAUAUGUGUUAUUUCAUAGUUUUUAUGUCUUCAGUAUUAUUCUACAAUGUAGCAAAUGGUAAAAAUAAAGAAUAACCCUUAAAUGAGUAGGUGUGUCCAAACUUUUGACUGGCACUGUAUAUAUAUAUAUCCAUUAAUUCUUGAAGAAUAUAACUUAGAAAAUGCCUCAUGAUCUUAGUUCAACUGUCACACUCCAUAAGAACCCAAAAUAUAAGCUUGUUUUUCUCCAAUGUUUGUAAACAAUGUAAAUGUAAACUAACACGGUAUAACCUCAUAACAUGGCUAAAACAAUCAUGUUGAUAUCAUGGAUGGUCAGUCCUUGCAUCCAUAGCUCUGUCUGUUAUUCUGAGAGUGGUUACAUUUCUCCAGGCCUAUCGCUCAGCUUUUUACCAAAACAGAGGUGGGAUGGCUGUUUAUUUAUUGUUUCACUGUGGAUUUGCCCUUUUAACAGCUGCAUAUUAUCAAGAUAUCAAAGUGUUGCCAACAAAAAGUGAAACAAUAGGCCUAUUGCAAAUGAUGCAUAUGGUAUUCAUUUUUCACAUGUAAAUAGCACUUUUCAGUAAUGCUCAAACCAAGCAAUUCCAUGAGAGCAGCAUUUAUUUUUCAACUCGAAUCAAUGAGCCUAAUCAGUCCUCCAUGACAACAAAAUCAUAAACAGAGUAGGGCUGGCUAAUAAAUCCUUUGUUUUGGGGUUAUGCUCAGGUAAAACAAUUUGGCAAAUCUAUACUUCCAUAUUUCCAAGUCCUAUUCUUGAAGAUCAAGGGGUAUAACAUUUAUUGGAAUGACUGGAAUUCUGAUAGAUUUUGGUUUUUAAUGUAAAGAUAUAAUUUAAUAGUAGAACAUGAUGGGUUAGAAGAAGCCUACAUAACCAACCCAUAAAGUAAAAUUUAACAUCCAUAUAUGACCAGCUAUGUAAAAUUUAACAUUGAUUUAUCCUGCAAUAGAUGUGGUUCAAUUGGUAACAUACAUUUUUGUCUUCUUCUAAUGCCUCUUAAGGGGAAAGUAAUCUAAAAGUAACCGAAUGUUGGCUGGUGUAGGCCGUCAUUGUAAAUAAGAAUUUGUUCUUAACUGGCUUCCCUAGAUAAAUAAAAAAGUAUUAAAAAAAACCUUGGCAAAGGGUGGCUACUUUGAAGAAUCUCAAAUAUAAAAUAUAUUUUGAUGUGUUUAACACUUUUUUAAUUAUUACUACAUGAUUCCAUGUGUGUUAUUUCAUAGUUUUGAUGUCUUCACUAUUAUUCUACAAUGUAGAAAAUAGCAAAAUAAAUAAAAACCCUUGAAUGAG